Octodon degus (degu) is the source of this 11157-nucleotide messenger RNA. RefSeq names its product ectopic P-granules autophagy protein 5 homolog (gene Epg5). The record is from RefSeq and is a predicted model, not a curated record. Gene Ontology annotation, cellular component: cytoplasm. Lineage: Eukaryota; Metazoa; Chordata; Mammalia; Rodentia; Octodontidae. Gene Ontology annotation, biological process: autophagosome maturation. The coding region runs from base 37 to 7761 and encodes 2574 amino acids. The transcript has 44 exons.
ACCAAAACAAACGCCGACGGCGCGGAGGCAGGGUCUAUGGCCGAGGCGGUGAAACCUCAGCGCCGGGCCAAGGCCAAGGCCGGCCGGACUAAACCCAAGGAAAAGAAGAAAUAUGAAACCCUUCGGACAGAAGAGUCUGAAAUCUCCCUUCCAAAAACCACCAAAGAGCAGGAAAUUCUUCCUCUGGCUUGUGAAUUGAAAGGAGACCAUCUGAAGAUCUUGAGUGAUUCCCAGCUCCAGAGUGAUGUCAGUGGACACAAUGAAAGUGAAAUGCUUGAUAUACCACUCACCUCCCUGACCAUAGACAAUGAUGGUUGUCUGACAUGUCACCCAGGACCCCUAAAAGAAGAAGAAGAAAUCAAAGCCUCUGUAGGGGUUGCUGAGAUCAUGUCAGAGGUGAACUCUGGCUUCAACAUGGGCAAUAAAAUUGAAACCCCCAAGAACUUUCUAGAAGGAGAAGAAAACAUCUUGGUACAAUGUAGAUCUUCAGAAAGCACACUACUAUCUGAUUUUUCCUGUACUCAGCAGGAAAUGGAAAAUUUACAAGUUGGAGAAACUCAAAAUAGGAAAGAAGCCCUGACUUUUUCUUCAGAAAUACUUCAAAACAUUGGCUUGCAGUGUUCUUAUGAAGCCAAAGAAAAUUCUCAGUCCCUUAAAGUGAAGAAACUGUAUCCUCAGUUGCCAGCAGAAAUUGCAGAUGUACAAUCUUUUGUGGCUGUGAAACCCUUGCUCUGUAACGAGCGACUCUACCCAGAACUCCCAUCUCAACCAGAACUAAUACCAUUUACUAAAGAACAGCUGAAGGUCUUGGAGCCUGGUUCAUGGCUGGAGAAUAUUGAGUCAUAUUUAGAAGAGUUUGACAGCAUGGCUCAUCAGGACAGGCAUGAGUUUUAUGAGCUGCUUUUGAACUAUUCACGAUGUAGGAAGCAGUUGCUCCUGGCCGAAGCUGAGCUGUUUACUCUGUCAUCUGAUUGCCAAAAUGCUAAAAGCCGGCUGUGGCAUUUUAAGGAGGAGCAAGUGUCUGUACAGGGUAUCUGUGCAGAUCAAGUGAAAGUUUCGGGCUAUCAUCGCUACCAGAGAGUAGAGAUGAAUAAAAAUGCACUGGAGGAGCUGAAGAUGCUAUUUGACGCCAAAUCUGAACACCUCCACCAAAUCAUGGCCCUUCAUUCUUACACUUCUGUGCUCUCGAGGCUGCAAGUGGAGUCCUACAUCUACGCCUUGCUCAAUAGCUCAGCUGUUCUGAGAUCUUUAGCAAUUCAUCAACAAGGCCAAGCUUCUAAACCAACAGAAAGCCUUCCCUCUGAUCUGUGCCACUUGAAGGAGUGCAUUAGUGUCUUGUUUAUGUUUACCAGGCGAGUAAAUGAAGACACUCAGUUCUAUGAUGAUAUUCUUCUCUGGCUGCAAAAAUUGGUUUCCGUGUUACAAAGAGUUGGCUGUCCUGGAGAUCACCUCUUCCUCCUAAACCAUAUUCUUCGAUGCCCUGCUGGUGUUAGUAAGUGGGCUGUACCUUUCAUCCAGAUCAAAGUGUUGAACAGCCCAUCAGGGGUCUUUCAUUUCAUGCAGUCCCUUGCCCUGCUGAUGUCUCCUGUCAAAAAUCGGGCAGAGUUUAUGUGCCAUAUGAAGCCAAGUGAGUGGAAGCCAUCCUGUUCAGGACCUGCAUCUGGGAACUGGACACUAGUAGAUGAAGGAGGAGAAGAGGAUGAAGACCCUGAAACCAGUUGGAUUCUCCUUAAUGAAGAUGACUUGGUUAUCCUUUUAUCACAGUUUCCAUUUCAUGAACUCUUUCAGCAUCUUCUUGGGUUUAAAGCAAAAGGUGAUUAUUUGCCUGAAACAACAAGACCUCAAGAGAUGAUGAAAAUUUUUGCCUUUGCCAACUCAUUAGUGGAACUUUUGGCUGUGGGAUUGGAAACCUUUAACAGGGCACGCUAUAGGCAGUUCGUUAAGCGCAUCGGUUAUAUGAUCAGGAUGACCCUUGGUUAUGUGAGUGACCACUGGGCACAGUUCGUGAGCCAUAAUGAAGGCAUGGGAGUGGCCCUGCAGCCCUAUUCCUUGGAGAAGCUACAGGUUGAAUUUGAUGAGCUGUUUUUGAGAGCUGUCCUGCAUGUGCUGAAAGCCAAAAGACUUGGCAUUUGGCUUUUUAUGUCUGAAAUGCCCUUCGGGACGCUCUCUGCACAGAUGCUCUGGAAGCUCUUCUACCUCAUGCACCAGGUGGAGCAUGGGAACCUGCAGCAUCUUGGCCCUGCCCCCCCGCCUGCUGAGUGCAGAAGGCAGCUCCAAGACCCAGAACAUUUUGCGAACUUUGAGAAGUACCUUUCUUCUAUGAAUAGCUCUGAAGAAAUUUGCCUUCUAACUACCUUUGCUCAGAUGGCUCAGGCCAGAAGAACCAAUGUGGAUGAAGACUUCAUAAAAAUUAUUGUUCUGGAGAUAUAUGAGGUAUCUUACGUCAGCCGGUCCACCAGAGAGACUUUUUCAAAAGUUGGUCGAGAGCUUUUGGGGGCCAUCACAGCUGUGCACCCUGAGAUUAUUUCUAUCCUUUUGGACAGAGUUCAGAAAACCAUUGACCAGGUUGGAAUGGUGUCUUUAUACUUGUUUAAAGAGUUGCCUUUGUAUCUUUGGCGACCUUCUGCUUCUGAGAUAGCUGUGAUUCGGGACUGGUUAUUGAAUCACAGCCUGACAGCAGUGAGGAAUAAACUGGCCUGUGUUAUUCUAGAAGGAAUGAAUUGGGGAUUUGUUGAGCAGGGUACCCUUCAUCUGGAUCAAGCACUCCAUACUGAAGUGGCCUUAAUGAUUCUUGAAGCUUAUCAGAAGUACCUUACACAGAAACCAUAUGCUGGGCUUAUUUCUGAAAGCAUGAAGCAGGUUUCUUAUUUGGCCAGUAUUGUUCGAUACGGAGAAACUCCUGAGACCUCAUUUAAUCAGUGGGCUUGGAAUUUGAUCUUGAGGUUAAAACUACACAAAAACGAUUAUGGAAUACAGCAGAAAGACCCAGCUGUUCCCUUCUCCAGCACAGUGCCUGACAUGGCGGAGUCGCCCACAUUCCAUCCUCUCCUGAAGGCUGUGAAAGCAGGCCUGCCCAUUGGCUGUUACCUUGCCUUAGCCAUGACAGCCGUGGGGCACAGCAUUGUGAAGUUCUGUGUAGAAGGCAUCCCACUGCUGGGAAUUCUGAUCCAAACAAGGCAUUUGAGAACGGUGGUGCAUGUCCUGGAUAAGAUUCUUCCUUUGUUCUACCCUUGCCAGUGUUACCUUCUGAAGAAUGAGCAGUUUUUGUCACACCUUCUCCUGUUCCUACACUUGGACAGCGGAGUACCUCAGGGUGUCACACAGCAGGUCACCCACAAGGUGGCACAGCACCUAACGGGAACCAGCCACGGGGACAACGUGAAGCUUCUCAACAGCAUGAUCCAGGCACACAUAUCAGUAAGCACUCAGCCAAAUGAAGUGGGUCCUGUUGCUGUGUUAGAGUUCUGGGUUCAGGCUCUCAUAAGCCAGCAUCUUUGGUACCGAGAACAGCCUAUCCUCUUCCUCAUGGAUCACUUGUGUAAAACAGCUUUUCAGUUAAUGCAGGAAGACUGUAUACAGAAGUUACUCUACCAACAACAUAAGAAUGCUUUGGGUUACCACUGUGACAGGAGUCUGCUAUCUUCUUUGGUGAGCUGGAUGGUAGCAGGCAACAUCACUCCUUCCUUUAUAGAGGGCCUGGCCACACCCACUCAGGUCUGGUUUGCAUGGACUGUGCUGAACAUGGAAUCCAUCUUUGAAGAAGACUCCCAGCUCCGAAGAGUUGUUGAAGGGGAAUUGGUGAUGAACUCUGCAUUUACCCCUGAUCAAGCUCUGAAGAAAGCCCAGGCCCAGCUGAAACUUCCCAUUGUGCCAUCCCUGCAGAGGCUGCUCAUUUACCGCUGGGCCCACCAGGCUCUAGUCACGCCUUCAGAUCACCCACUCCUGCCACUCAUUUGGCAGAAGUUCUUCCUCCUCUAUCUUCACCGCCCAGGACCACAGUAUGGGUUACCGGUAGAUGGUUGUAUUGGAAGACGGUUUUUUCAAAGUGCUGCUCACAUCAGUUUGUUGAAAGAACUGAAGAGGCGACUGACUGAGGUGGCUGACUUCCACCAUGCUGCAAGCAAGGCCCUCCGUGUUCCAGCAGAGGGCAGCGAAGGGCUGCCAGAGAGCCAGGCUUGCACCUCUGGUUACCUGACUUCACCAGAGCUGCACACACAGCUAGUGAGGCUCUUCAAUGUAUAUGUAUUAUGGCUAGAAGAUGAAAAUUUUCAAAAAGGAGAUACCUAUAUCCCUUCUCUACCAAAGCAUUAUGAUAUUCACAGGCUAGCAAAAGUGAUGCAGAAUCAACAGGAUCUGUGGAUGGAGUACUUGAACAUGGAGCGCAUAUAUCAUGAGUUCCAGGAAACUAUUGGUCUUUGGACACAGGUCAAGCUUGAGUCCCAUGCCACACUCUGCACCUUGUUAGCACAGCUGGACUUCACUGAUCCGUGGUUGGCUAAAGAAAGGGUUUUAAGUAACUUGCGGAAGCAUGAAGUUCCCCGUCCUCCCCUUGUUCUCAACUGCAUGAAGCCUCCUGUGCCUGUGAUCUCUUCAGAGGUGCUCCUGAGUCAAAGGGACACCACCCAGCUGGUGUGCUCAGACCUGAAUGUUUUGCAGCAGCAGGCCAGAAUGGCAGCUCUUCGGGAAUGUCAGCUGGUUGCCCUGCAUAGUGAGCUGUUGGAUACAAUGCCUAAGAAGUAUGUUAACCGAGAAGAACAGACCACACUGCAUUUGGAGUGUAGAGGCAGUGGGGGUAAGAAAUGCCAAGGAGCAGCAGUUGUAACAGUUCAGUUUGAAGGCAUGUAUAAGAAUGAAGCAGUAAGUCAACAGCUUCAUAGUUUACGGAAAGAAGUAAAGCAGUUGCAAGCAGAAGCUGCCAAGCCACCUUCACUUAAUAUUGUGGAAGCAGCUGUGCAUGCAGAAAACUUGAUCACGGCCUUAGUGAAUGCCUACAAGUUACAGCCAUCACAUGGGAUUCAGAAAGUUGGCAUUAGCCUUUUCUUUACUGUUGUAGAGUAUGUCAGUGAUGAAUCACAGCGCCAUCCUCCCACAAGACAGUUCUUUACUUCAUGCAUUGAGAUCUUGGGACAGGUAUUUAUCAGUGGCACUGAAUCAGAAUGCAAAAGGGUACUUCAGACCAUUAUGAAGAAUAGAAGGCUCUGUUCUCUUCUGUCUCCUUUCUUUACUCCUAAUGCUGCACCUGCGGAGUUCAUACAGUUGUAUGAAAAGGUGGUGAAGUUUUUAAGUGAGGAAAAUAGUGACAUGAUUUUCAUGCUCCUAACCAAGUUUGAUCUUAAGCAAUGGUUAAACGCCACUAAGCCUCCUCUGUCUGAUCGUACCAGGCUUUUGGAGUCCAUUCAUUUGGCACUUACUGCCUGGGGCCUGGAACCAGAUGAAGAUAUUUUGAUGCCAUUUAAUCUUUUUUGUAAGCACUGGACUUACCUUCUUCUCUACCAGUUCCCUGACCAGUAUAGUGACAUUCUCAGGCUACUGAUGCAAAGCUCCGCUGAGCAGCUACUGAGCACUGAGUGUUGGAAAGCCACUCUGAGGGCCCUGGGCUGCUGUACCCCAAGCUUCCAGCAGGAGGCAGUUUAUUCCAAGAGUGCCAUGCUUCAGGGCUCUUCAGAUGUUCUCUUAUCAGAUAAACAGGUGGUAGAGACCAUACAGUGGCUUUCAGACUUUUUCUAUAAGCUUCGGUUAUCCAAGUUGGACUUUAAAAGCUUUGGUUUAUUCUCAAAAUGGAGUCCUUACAUGGCUCAUGUGAAGACACUCUUGGGCUACCUUGUCAAAAGGCUGAUUGAUUCAGAAAUGGCCUCCUUGGCCCAAGAUGCAUCUGUUGGCAACAAAGCAGUGCUAAGAUCCUUACAUUCAGUAAUCAUCCAGCUCUUUAAGCCAUGGAUCCUGGUUUUAGAGGACAAUGAAAGCAGUCAGCAGUGGCAUUACCCCUGGCUGGAGAGUGAUGCUGAGGUGGCCUCCAGCAUUGUACAGUUAUUCACCGACUGUGUUGAAACAUUGCACGAGAAUUUUAAAGACAAACUGUUGCCAGGCGAUGAAGGAGCCCUUCGUCUGCACCUGAUGCAUUACUGUGAGGCCUGUACAGCGCCCAAAAUGCCAGAGUUUAUUCUGUAUGCUUUUCAUAGUGCCUACCAAAAGCUCCCGUGGAAAGAUCUGUAUCCCGACCAUGUGCUCAUGGAGGCCUUCUUCAAAGUGGAACGAGGAAGCCCUAAGAGCUGUUUCUUGUUUUUCGGGUCUAUACUCUGUGAAGUAAAUUGGGUUAGUGUGCUGUCUGAUGCCUGGAGUCCUAACCCCCAGCCUGAAACUAGGAGCAUGAUCGUCUGCCUUCUUUUCAUGAUGGUUCUCUUGGCAAAAGAAGUUCAGCUAGUAGACCAAACAGACUCACCUUUACUUAGUCUCCUUGGACAAAGUAGCUCACUUUCAUGGCAUCUUGUGGAUAUUGUGUCAUACCAGAGUGUAUUAAGUUAUUUUAGCAGUCAUUAUCCUCCAUCCAUCAUCCUGGCAAAAGAGUCUGCUGCUGAAUUGAUUGUGAAGCUCCUGAAAGUGGCUGCAGGCCUUUCCGUUCCUAUCGAGAACCAGAAACAUCUUGAUGUAGUUCCAAAAUGCCAAGCUUUCAUUCAUCAGAUGGUUCAGUUCCUCAGCGACCUAGAACAAAAUGGAAAAAUCACCUUUGCAGUUCUAGAGCAAGAAAUGGCUAAGCUCUUAGAUGAUAUCAUUGUCUUUAACCCACCCGACAUGGACAGGCAGGCCCGCCACAUGGCCCUCUGCAGCCUCUUCAUGGAAGUCCUAAUGAUGAUGAACAAUGCAACCAUCCCAACAGCUGAGUUCCUGCGGGGCAGUAUCCGGACCUGGAUUGGUCAAAAAGUCUAUGGGCUGGUGGUGCUGCCUCUUUUAACAGCAGCCUGCCAGAGCCUGGCUUCUGUCCGUCACAUGGCAGAGAUUACAGAAGCCUGCAUCACUGCAUACUUCAAGGAAUACUCCAUCAAUCAAAAUUUAGGAUGGGGGCCCAUCCUGGUGUCCCUUCAGGUUCCUGAGCUCACCAUAGAAGAGUUUCUGCAGGAGUGCCUAGCUCUUGGCAGUUACUUGACUCUGUAUGUCUACCUGCUUCAGUGUUUAAAUAGUGAACAAACUUUAAGGAAUGAAAUGAAAGUGCUGCUGCUCCUCAGCAAGUGGUUGGAACAGGUGUAUCCAAGCUCCGCACAGGAAGAGGCAAAGCUGUUUCUGUGGUGGCACCAAGUCCUCCAGCUGUCCCUGAUUCAGAUGGAGCAGAACGACUUGGUCCUGACGGAAUCUGUUGUCCGGAUUCUGCUCAUGCUUCAGAGCAGACAAAGCCUUGUGGCUGAGGAAAGGCUCAGUUCAGGGAUUCUGGGGGCGUUUGGGUUGGGCCGGAAGUCACCCUUGUCCAACAGGUUCCGAGUGGUUGCUCGAAGCAUGGCUGCCUUCAUCUCAGUUCAGGUUCCUGCAGAAGACCAGAUCCGUUUGAAGCCUGGCUCUGAGUUACAUCUUACUCCCAAAGCUCAGCAGGCUUUGGCUGCUCUUGAGUCCAUGACACUGAGUAAGCAGUAUAUUGAAUACCAGGAUCAGAUAUUGCAAGCUGCCCAGUUUAUCAAGCAUCCCGGCCAUUCUCUCCAGGAUGGGAAAAACUUCCUGGCUCUUCUUGUUAACAGUCUCUACCCUGAAGUGCAUUACUUAGAUAACAUACGAUAGUAACAUUAAGGCUCUUGAGAAACCUCAUUGUUGUUUAUGUUUACAUUUAACUUUGCUUUGCAGAAGUAAUCACUCAGUUUCACUGCAGAGCCUAGUUUAGCCAAGGAGGAGUGUGUGUGUGCUUGCGUGUGUGUGUGCGUGUGCGUGUGUGUGUGUGUGUGUGUGUGUGCACUUGUAUGCAUGCAUAUAUGUUCUUGUCUCUUAAAAUUUUCUGGGGGAUUUUUAGUUAUGCUCAUCACAAGUGAAAUUUACUAAGUUCCACUUGGGUACUAAACCACUAACAGUUGGUGAAUGCCCCGGUCACCUUAGCAGGGCUGCAGGUAGAGUCUUCAUAUGUUUCCUCUCUCCCAUAUUAUUUGAAUGUUAGGACUCCCAUCUCCUGAUUUGACUGUCUCAUGAGUCAGGUAGAGCCCUUUGUUUUGAACCCCAUUUGUAUUCUUCCAAUGUUAAAAAAUCGACUUUAAUGAUUUCUGCAUUUCUCAAAUGUGAGGAAAUACACCCUCUUCAAAGUAUUAUGUUAUUUCUCUCAGAAGGGAUGUAAAGGUGCUGAAAGUGAAGUAUGUGCAAAGUGUAGCCAGCUAAUCCUCAUUAUAGCGGGCAUCAGAGGGGGUGAUGUGUUUGUUUCCAUUAAUAGUAUAUGUAGGAGCUUCUGUCAGCAUCAGAGUAGCAAGGCUGGCGCUCUGUGGUGACCACGUGUGCACGUUUUAUGUAGUCCACAUAAGUGCAGACAGGGCUCGCUCCUGGGGACCUUCGGGUCCCUUCCUUCUCUUUGGUCUCCACAUUCACAUUACUUUUGGCCCUGUUGAUGCUGAAGUUCGCAACCCAUGAUAGACACCAAGUUUGCACUUUGAAUGCCCCACAGUUGAAAGGGAGAUGGAAAACUUGGUUCUCUAUUUUCUGCUUGUUUCUUUUCUCCACAUUUAAACUCAAAUGAAGCUUGAGGACCUGCUGAAACAUUUAUUUUGGAAACUGGGCCAGGUUGGAAGAAUUUCUAAAAUCUGGCUUUUUUUUUUUUUUCUUUGCAUCAGGAAUCAAACUCAGGACCUCGUGCUUGCCAGGCAGGCACUGUGCCACUGAGCUGUAUCCCUGGCCAUUUGGCUAUUUUGAAUAGCUGUGUGCCUUCUGUCCUUGUUAGCCAUUCAUUACCAAAGCCUGUCCUCAUCUUUGCCUUGUACUGUUGUAAUCUUCUUGCUCAUAUUAUUUCCCCCAGGAAUUAGCAAUUUGCUUUCUGUCAACAUAUCUGUAAUUCUGUCAACUCAAAAUGGAUUUUGUUUGUUCCAUAAUGUGUCUUUGUUCGUGGAUUAUCUUUAGCCUGAGAAUUUUUACCUAAAAAUGUCUAAAAGGUCACCAACAUCUCUUAGAGAAAUAGAAAUAUAGCUGACAGAACACCGCUUUCUUCCCACAUGCCCAUUCAGUCUUCCCUCUCCCACUUGGAGGUUUGUUGGAACAAUUCUGCCUCGCAGCCAGACUUGGAGCUCUGACAAAGUACCUCUGUUCAGAGUUUUGUAGGAUCACAUGGUGUCAGCUUGCAGGGACACGUCUCAUCUCUUUUUGUUGUUCUCACUUUUGAAUCAGCUUCUCCUAUGUAUAAGAAAAUUCUAGAAGUUGUAGACAGUUUAAUUGGCUGAUUUGGCAGCAGUGAUUUUAUGACAGGAAACACAUGCUGUUUUCUUAAGCAAGAUGAAAUUAUUGAUAUCCUAGAAUGUGAAAUCUUAAGUAUGCACAUUUUAAAGAUAAUUAUGAUUAAUCUGUUAAUUUUUUGGAGUUUAUAAUAUUUAUAAUAUACUUGAUGUAUAAAAAUUAUUAAAAAUAAAAUCAGUCUUUGGUUGUGUUGGAUUCGAAUCUGAAUUACAGGCAUAUCACGAAUUUGAGAAGUAGUCCUGUUAAGGUUGAUGCUGAUUUUAAAGCCUGAUGUCAUCUGGUUUCUAGACACUGGGCUAGUCAAGAGUGUGGCAGCUUCCAUAAAGGAAGGGCUGUAAGCAGGCCAGCCUGCCCACUGCUCACCUGGGAAUGAGGUUUUGUUUGAAAAGACCAUCAGCCUCUGGAGUGCACAGGGCUGCAGUUUCAGAGGCAGUGCCUGGUGCUAUGUGUGGAUAUUGGGAUCAAGCAAGACCAAGGCCUGCUUGCAGGCUGAGCAGUGGAGCAUGCUUGACUCCUGCACUGUAACCAGCAGUGUCUUAAUGCUUUCUAGGAGAAAGAUGGGGCAGCAUUCUGGUCCCAGUGAAAAGCACCUGUUCUCCGUUCAUCAUACCUUAGCCUGCAGUAGAAACAUGGGUAGAGAAGUGGCCUGGAUACCCUCAUUUCCUUUAUCCACUCCUGACUAGAACAGUGAAGGGCAGGAAGCUUGACAACAGGGUGUUAACAGCAGAGAUGUCCUUAACGUGUUUCUACAGUGUGAGAGCAGCAGGUGGAGUGGGGACCCGUAGUCAUGCACAUUGGGUCUCAACUCCCCACUUUCUCAGUUUCAUGAUCAGUAUGUUGGCUCAGCUACCAAAUGCUCCACCUCCCCAGGGUCUGUCUGGAUCUGUCUUUGAUGUGGAGAAAGUCCAGCGCAGAAAAUACCACCGUCAGCCUCACCCUAGCCUAACUUCCCAUGUUCCUCAUGAGUAAUCACCAAAGCCAGUGUGCCUGUGUCCAUGCCCUUCUACUUAAUGCUGGUAAUAGAUAUUUUUGUUGAGUUUUUAUUCCUAAAACUUUGUUUUGGGACAGGAAGUAGAUGUCAUAGGAUCACAGAUAUGUAAACCCUCCUGGGCUCACCUUUCAGUGGGAAUCCUGUCUCCCCUCCACUUGCCAAUGACCUGUGCUCAUAGUCCUGCUUUACAGCAAGCCAAGGCGUCUCUGUGUGAUGUUGCCUCUUGGGGCUCUUCUGGAAGCAUCCCAGGUAGGGGCUGUUGGCUUCCCUCUCAACAGACAUUUCUCUGCUGGUCACAUACUGACCUCACUCCCAACCUUUCACCUUCCCUGGCUAAAUGCUCCAGACUCAUUACUCCUGUUCCACCUGAUAUUCAACAGGCCUUCCCUGGGGGAAAAGUGUCUAAAUCCCAUGUUACUGUGCCCAAGAGUAGCAGAAUAGUUCUAGGGCGGGACCAGAUUAAAUGAUCUUAUUUUGAGAUAAGGAAUUUGCUAAGAAAUGUUACAACUUUUUAAAUGUACCAGUGUAAUAUCUUUCACUGAGAGAAGUUUUUCUUGGAUUUAAAAACCACUCUGUUGGACAUAAGUACUUCAGUGUGUUCAACUGUUCCUCUUGUCUAAUGUUGACUUUUAAGAACCACAACUUUAUUCUGGUCAAAAUGUGCAAUAUUUAUUUCUUCUUUGUUCAACAUUUAAGAUGCUUGUAAAAAGGGUGAAUUUUUAUAUAAUAAACAAAUGAGAAUUGGUUAAGUAAAAUUGUGCAAA